Papaver somniferum (opium poppy) is the source of this 585-nucleotide messenger RNA. Its product is annotated as sulfite exporter TauE/SafE family protein 3-like. NCBI's taxonomy places the organism in Eukaryota, Viridiplantae, Streptophyta, Magnoliopsida, Ranunculales, Papaveraceae. The transcript is spliced from 6 exons. Gene Ontology annotation, biological process: protein ubiquitination. The coding region runs from base 1 to 585 and encodes 194 amino acids. Gene Ontology annotation, cellular component: Cul4A-RING E3 ubiquitin ligase complex; membrane. The record is from RefSeq and is a predicted model, not a curated record.
AUGAGUAAAUUGGGUGAGAAUAAGACAACUACCUGUUCAACAACAUACUGGCUACUGUCUGCAUUGCAGAUUCCAGUAUCAGUACUAGUGACAUUCUAUGAGGCAGUUGGAUUGUACAAGGGAGAGAAAGUGAUUGCAUCUUUAGGGGAAAAGGGUGCAAACUGGACUGUCCAUAAACUAGUUUUCUUUGCACUUGUUGGCGUAUUUGCCGGUAUGGUUGGUGGAUUACUAGGUAUGGGUGGUGGAUUCAUUAUGGGUCCUCUCUUCUUGCAGCUUGGAAUUCCUCCACAGGUUUCAACCGCAACAGCUACUUUUUCCAUGACCUUUUCUUCAUCCAUGUCUGUUGUCGAGUACCAUCUCCUCAAGCCUCUCUACUUCCUAGGAGUGGCAACUCUAGCUGCAUUAGUAGGUCAACAUGUAGUGAAAAAGGUUAUAUCGGUAUUAGGAAGAGCAUCUCUCAUCAUCUUCAUUCUCGUCUUCACAAUCUUCAUUAGCGCAAUCUUACUAGGUGGAGUUGGCAUCGCAAACAUGGCCAAUACGAUUGAGCAUAACGAGUACAUGGGUUUUGAGGAUUUAUGCACAUGA